Messenger RNA from Cokeromyces recurvatus, 1078 nucleotides. RefSeq lists its product as uncharacterized. Gene Ontology annotation, molecular function: transcription coregulator activity. The record is from RefSeq and is a predicted model, not a curated record. Bases 17 to 607 code for a protein of 196 amino acids. Gene Ontology annotation, biological process: regulation of transcription by RNA polymerase II. NCBI's taxonomy places the organism in Eukaryota, Fungi, Mucoromycota, Mucoromycetes, Mucorales, Mucoraceae. The transcript has 6 exons. Gene Ontology annotation, cellular component: core mediator complex; mediator complex.
UUUUUUUUUAACAAAAAUGUCAACAUCAACAAAAAAGCGACCUUAUUUAACAGGAAGCCAAGAUUUAUUAAAAUAUUUUAAUCUUAUACCCAUAUAUAAUAAAGUUGUUAAACCAUAUCCACCACCAAAUAGAGCUUCAGAAUUAGAUCCUACGUUGUAUUCAUACAUUUCGGAUUUACCUGGCAAAAUGGACAUGGAACCUGAUGGUUAUCUAUUAAACCUAUUGCGAGAUCCACAGGCAGUUGAGACAGGAUCAGAUAUUCGACCAUUAGACGCUGAUACACUUAAGGACGCGUUCACUUUAAGAGAGGGACCAAUACCUGGUUUUGAUGCAUCUAUAUUAGGAAAUGAAGAUGGAGAUUAUAACACUCCUAAUUCAGGCCAAUAUUUGGGUGGAGACUAUCAUAGUGCAACAGCUGGUGAAUUAGAUUAUAAUGGUGAAAGAAAACAUAAGAAAAAGAAGAAAAAGAGACGACACGGACAUGAACAUGAUGAAGAUGGACAUAGCCAUGGAGAUCAUAAAAAGAAAAAGAAGAAGAAGAAGGAUAAAGAGCGUAGAGAUGAAUAUAAUGAAUUUGGAGGAAACGAGUCACUUAUUAUUGAUUAAGUAAAUUGAUAUGAAUGUCUAUAUUUGUGGGGAGGAGGGGGGGCUCAUUUUUUUUAUUUCUAUAUAUCUAUAAUAAAAGUAAUCUAUGAUAAUAAUAAAAAGUUAUACAGUAAUUUUUUGUACAGAAGGAGCAUCAGGUAAUUGAGCUACCACAGCAUUUCGACGUCUGAGAGCAUAAACAGGUAAGUUAACAGUAUCACCAUUAUCCAAGGUCAUAGUUGCCUUUGCAUUUGGUUUUUGUUGUACCCACUGAGCAAUACAAGCAGCAGAUAAAUGUUGUAAUACUGUCUUGUCAUUAUUUUCUUGAUCGACUAUUUGAAUAGAAAAACGAUGAUUAUACAAGUAAGAUGGCAUAGUAUUAAAUAAAAGAAGAAGAAAAAGAAAAAGGAAAAGAAAAAAAAAAAGGAAGCGACUUUUAUUUUUAUUUUAUAUGUGGGUGGUGUGUGCGCAUAGAUGAUGCAUAUACGUAGU